CUGCUGCUGCUGCUGCUGGACGGACAGUCAGAAAAAUAAGCUGCUCGCUUUGCAACGGAGCUCUGAAAAACUGAGUUAGCACCAGGGUAUAUAUAUAAAGAAAACUGGAACGCCACCACGGAUUUUUUGUGGGAUAAACGUACUGGCCUCGCUGCUAAAACGAUGCCUCACACCAGACGGUACUCGUCUUCGGACAGAGACAGUCGAAGCAGCUACCAGGACCGCUACAGAGACCGAGACAGAGACCGAGACAGAGGGCGACGACACCGGCACAGAAGAUCACCUACCUACUCGUCAAGUAGUGACAGAGACCGAGAUCGAGACAGAAGGGGACGGGGACACAGACAAGAAGGAAGUUAUGUACGCUCAAGGAGUCGAAGCUAUGACAAUCGCUCGACGGAGCACCGGCCAUUUGACCGAAGAUACUGCGAGGGAUCCAGACGCUUGGAUCAGAGCCGAGAUCGAGACCGUGACAGAGAAAGGGAGCCACAUGGAGCAGCGGAGAGUUACUAUCCACGCGACUUCUCCCCGAGCAUGUACGACUACCGUCGCGGCCGCGAGAGGGAGCGUGAUCGGGACGAGUCGUACCGGCGGAAAGGCAGCAGGCGUAAGCACAAACGAAGGCGGCGUAGAACCAGGUCCUAUAGCCCAUCCUCCUCGCGGAGCAACAGCCGGACGCGGGCAGUGAGUGUGAGGGACGACGAGGAAGGGCACCUGAUCUGUCGGAGUGGGGACGUCCUGCAAGAGAGAUAUGAGAUUGUCAGCACUUUGGGGGAAGGCACCUUCGGGAGGGUGAUGCAGUGCAUUGACCAUCGCAGGGGAGGAGCUCAUGUUGCUCUGAAAAUUAUCAAAAAUGUGGAGAAAUACAAGGAAGCAGCUCGUCUGGAGAUCAACGUACUAGAGAAGAUCAACGAGAAGGACCCUGACAAUAAAUUCCUGUGUGUGCAGAUGUACGACUGGUUUGACUACCACGGUCACAUGUGUCUCUCCUUCGAGCUGUUAGCUCUCAGCACCUUUGACUUUCUAAAGGAAAACAACUACCUGCCCUACUCCAUUGGUCAGGUCAGACACAUGGCCUACCAAGUCUGUCUCGCUGUGAAAUUUCUCCAUGACAGUAAGCUGACACACACAGACCUGAAGCCUGAAAACAUCCUUUUCGUCAACUCAGACUUCACAAUGUCGUACAAUGUAGAGAAGAAGCGAGAAGAGAGGACGGUUAAGAGCACAGCAGUACGUGUGGUGGACUUUGGUAGUGCCACAUUUGACCAUGAGCAUCACAGCACCAUUGUGUCAACGCGGCAUUACCGUGCCCCCGAGGUCAUACUAGAGCUGGGCUGGAGCCAUCCUUGUGACGUGUGGAGCAUUGGCUGUAUCCUGUUUGAAUACUACCUGGGCUUCACCUUGUUUCAGACUCAUGACAACAGGGAGCAUUUGGCCAUGAUGGAGAGAAUCCUGGGACCAGUGCCGUCUAGGAUGAUUCGUAAGACGAGGAAGCAGAAGUAUUUCUAUCGGGGCCGUCUGGACUGGGACGAGAGCUCGUCGGCGGGGAAAUACGUCAGAGAAAACUGCAAACCUUUACGGCGGUACCUGCUGUCGGAGGCGGAGGAGCACCACCAGUUAUUUGACCUCAUUGAAAGUAUGUUGGAAUAUGAACCCUCCAAGAGGCUGGUGCUGGCCGACUCCCUAAAGCACCCUUUCUUUGAGAGUGGGGGGAGUGGCGAGGCUGCAGGCAGCAAGAACUGGGAGGGCAACCGGGACAUCAGCCGGUGACCCACAAAACCCCCCUAAAGACUGAAUGACUGAGGAGAAAAAGUCUUUUAUAUGUGGAGCAGGUGAACUGUUGAAUAACGUGGGGCUUUGGAUGUUUUCUGUCGUAUGUCAUUAAAGCAUGGACACCUAAACUUCUCGCUCCUCCACCUCGCCGCUCUGUCAAACUCUGCAAGUCACGAGAGGCAUGUUUGUUGUUUUUUUUUUUGCAGCAGAGACCAAAAUAACCCACAAACGACUGGUGAAGAGCCUAAAUGAAUUUUUUCUACCGGUCAAAGCCUCAAUAGAGGACAAAAAUUUUUAAACAGAAGAUUGUUUGUACCCAAAGUAGCCCUCUAUGCAGCUCGUCUUCCUUUUGACCUCUUGAAACACCUUCCUCCCUUCCCUCCUUCCUUCCGUCCGUUCAUUUUCAGCACAUGUAAAGAAAAGAAUUCACCUUUUUUAAGUAAGCACUACUAAAGCCGGUCAUACAAAACAACUCAGUUUUGGAGAAUAAAUAUCUUCAGAUUCUGAAGUUAAAGAAAAGAGGAAAAAGGAGACAGAGCUGUAUGUGCAGCACAAGUCCUCACUCACAUAAGGAUAAACACAUUAUGUCGAGGCACCUGCCAUCAGCCAGAUACUAUGUUAAUGUUAAACAUUAAGAUUUAAUAUCAUAUUGCUUGAGGAGCUUUGAUUGAUGAGGGCAAACUAUUAAAAUAUUUCUUCAAGUUUUGUUCCAAAACAAACAAAAAAAUUGCAAGUGUCUCAAAAUUUUGUUUACGUUUUUGAUAAGUGAGCGCUUGCAGUGCGUCAUAAUUUUUCAUGUUAUUUUUUUUAAUGUAUAAAAAGAUUAUCCCCUAUAUGGAGACUUUUGCCCUCAAUAUCUGACCUUAAAGGCCUGUUAUUAUUCGCCAAUUAGAUGAUAAUGGUGAUGGACACUCCUCACACACGGGCCUCUAAAGCCUGUCUUAUUGAUGGAUGUAUGUUUGUUAUGUUAUGCAAUGCUUUCUCUGUGUGUGUGUGUGUGUGUGUGUGUGUGUGUGUGUGUGUGUGUGUGCGCGCGAGAGUGUGUGUGCGGGAGUGUGUAGGGGUGAUGUGGGUGACACUCUUACGUUAAUGUUUUGCUCAUUGACUUCUUUGUAAUUCUUCAGCAUUAAACAUGGGAACAUUCUCACACAUUCAAACAAAAAAACAUAAACUGCCUUCGUCGUGUGACGUGGUCAGGCCGGUGGUCAGGCCGGUGGUCCCCACUGAGGUUUAAGCACACAGCUCCUGGUGGCCGCCAAUGAGCCACACACCACUCCUGUUGAUGAUAUUUAUUUUUUCUUUUGGUGUUUUUUUGAGCUCAAAUAGGUCAUUGUCCCCACACCCCCAACCUGUACAUGGUUUGUUUUUUUUGUAUGAAAUUAAAACGUAUAAAACUGUAUAUAUGUAUGAUUGUGUAGAAUUAAAGUUAAGUCCUCCUUUC
Messenger RNA from Scomber japonicus (chub mackerel), 3214 nucleotides. It is a transcript of the gene clk2a, whose product is annotated as CDC-like kinase 2a. The transcript has 13 exons. Gene Ontology annotation, cellular component: nucleus. NCBI's taxonomy places the organism in Eukaryota, Metazoa, Chordata, Actinopteri, Scombriformes, Scombridae. Gene Ontology annotation, biological process: regulation of RNA splicing; protein phosphorylation. The coding region runs from base 163 to 1770 and encodes 535 amino acids. Gene Ontology annotation, molecular function: ATP binding; protein tyrosine kinase activity. The record is from RefSeq and is a predicted model, not a curated record.